GAGAGUCAAGAUGGCGGCGAGGGGGAGCGGGAGCAGCCCCGGAGCCUGAGCCGCUGACAGGGGCGGACUGCGCGGCGGCGGCCGGAGGAGGAUGGCCCGCGGCGCUGGCGCCGGAGCGGACGGCGGUGCGGGCGGCGGCGGCGGCGGCGGCGACGGCGGCGGCCGCGGCCCCAACAGCGGCAGCGGCAGCGGCAGCAGCAGCAGCAGCAGCGGCAGCAGCAGCGGCGGGAGGAGCCUCCGGGAAAUGGAUGAAAAGAGGCUGCUGGAUCCAGGGUUGAAAGUUUGUGGAGGCCUCUGGAGUUGUGUUCUGAAGAACCAGCAGAUGGAAGGUCUGAGUGACUGAAGAAAAUGGGUGCUAAUGCAUCUAACUAUCCUCAUUCAUGUUCCCCGAGGGUAGGGGCAAAUUCUCAAGCCCAGCAGACUUUCAUAGGGACAUCAUCCUUUUCUCAGCAAGGCUAUGGCUGCGAGUCAAAAUUAUAUAGCCUUGACCAUGGCCACGAGAAACCACAAGACAAAAAAAAGAGAACCUCGGGCCUUGCCACCCUCAAAAAGAAGUUUAUUAAACGUCGAAAAUCUAAUAGGUCUGCUGAUCAUGCCAAGCAGAUGCGAGAACUCCUCUCUGGGUGGGAUGUUAGAGACGUCAAUGCAUUGGUGGAGGAAUAUGAGGGAACUUCAGCCUUAAAGGAACUUUCUCUACAAGCCAGUUUGGCUAGACCAGAAGCCCGGACAUUGCAGAAAGAUAUGGCCGACCUGUAUGAGUUCAAGUAUUGUACUGAUGUAGACUUAAUAUUUCAAGAAACUUGUUUUCCUGUUCAUCGUGCCAUUUUGGCGGCAAGGUGUCCAUUUUUUAAAACAUUGCUUUCUUCCUCACCUGAAUACGGGGCAGAGAUCAUCAUGGAUAUCAGUACAGCUGGUAUAGACAUGCCCAUGUUUUCUGCUUUGCUACACUACCUUUAUACAGGAGAGUUUGGAAUGGAGGACUCAAGGUUUCAAAAUGUCGAUAUCCUUGUUCAGCUUAGUGAAGAAUUCGGAACACCAAAUCCCCUCGAUGUAGAUAUGCGUGGACUCUUUGAUUACAUGUGUUAUUACGAUGUCGUCCUUAGUUUCUCUUCUGACUCUGAACUGGUUGAAGCUUUUGGUGGCAAUCAGAGCUGUUUAGAUGAAGAGCUCAAGGCUCACAAAGCUAUUAUUUCAGCAAGGUCCCCAUUCUUUCGAAAUUUAUUACAAAGGAGGAUACGAACUGGUGAAGAAAUCACAGACCGAACUCUGAGGACUCCUACAAGAAUUAUAUUAGAUGAGACCAUUAUACCAAAAAAAUAUGCAAAAGUGAUAUUACACUGUAUGUACACUGACGUGGUGGACCUCUCGGUGUUGCACUGCAGCCCUUCUGUGGGCAGUCUCAGUGAAGUCCAGGCUCUCGUCGCAGGGAAGCCAAACAUGACCAGGGCAGAGGAAGCCAUGGAACUUUACCACAUAGCAUUGUUCUUGGAAUUUAACAUGCUUGCACAAGGCUGUGAGGAUAUCAUUGCUGAGAGCAUCUCAUUAGAUACCUUAAUUGCCAUCCUCAAGUGGAGCUCUCAUCCAUAUGGCUCUAAGUGGGUACACCGACAAGCUUUACAUUUCCUCUGUGAGGAAUUUUCCCAGGUCAUGACUUCGGAUGUUUUUUAUGAACUCAGCAAAGACCAUCUGCUUACUGCUAUCCAGUCUGACUACCUACAGGCAAGUGAACAAGAUAUCCUUAAAUAUUUGAUUAAAUGGGGUGAGCAUCAGUUGAUGAGAAGAAUAGCAGACAGAGAACCGAACUUACUAAGCGGUACUGCUCACAGUGUGAACAAAAGAGGCGUGAAAAGACGAGACCUGGACAUGGAAGAACUGAGAGAGAUCCUCUCCUCCAUCCUGCCUUUCGUGCGGAUCGAGCACAUCUUACCCACCAACAGUGAAGUCCUCAGUGACACGAUGAAAAGAGGCUUGAUUAGUACUCCUCCAUCAGAUAUGCUUCCUACAACGGAAGGCGGCAAGUCAAAUGCCUGGUUACGGCAAAAAAAUGCUGGGAUCUAUGUGCGCCCUCGUCUGUUCUCCCCCUACGUGGAAGAAGCAAAGUCAGUGCUAGACGAGAUGAUGGUGGAACAAACAGAUCUUGUGCGUUUGCGGAUGGUCAGGAUGUCCAACGUGCCAGAUACGCUGUACAUGGUCAGCAAUGCCGUGCCACAGUGCUGUCACAUGAUCAGCCAUCAGCAGAUCAGUAGUAACCAGUCCAGCCCUCCUUCAGUUGUGGCCAACGAAAUUCCAGUUCCUCGUCUGCUCAUCAUGAAGGACAUGGUCCGUCGUCUACAGGAGCUCCGCCACACGGAGCGGGUGCAGCGGGCCUACGCACUCAACUGUGGUGAGGGGGCCACCGUGAGCUACGAGAUUCAGAUCCGAGUGCUGAGAGAGUUUGGCCUGGCAGACGCGGCUGCAGAGCUCCUGCAGAACCCUCACAAGUUCUUUCCAGAUGAACGUUUUGGAGAUGAGAGUCCACUCUUGACAAUGAGGCAGUCACAGGCCGGGAGGUGUCGCGUGAACAGCACCCCUGCAGCAGAAACCAUGUUUACAGACCUGGACUCUUUUGUGGCCUUUCAUCCGCCCCUGCCCCCUCCACCGCCACCGUACCACCCUCCAGCGACCCCGCUCCAUAACCAACUCAAGGCAGGCUGGAAACAAAGACCUCCCAGUCAGCAGCCGUCACGGUCCUUUUCUUACCCCUGCAAUCACUCGCUGUUUCACUCCAGAACAGCCCCGAAAGCUGGCCCCCCGCCCGUCUACUUGCCAGGUGUCAAAGCGGCAGCCCCUGAUUGUACCACCCCCUCUGGGCUGGGGAGACAGACGGUAGCUGCUGCCACGGCGUCCGCAGCGAUAGCACCAGAGAAGCAAGUGUGCACACAACCCGCCCUCAACGACCUGAUGCCAGAUAUCGCCAUGGGGGUGUCCACUCUGUCACUCAAGGACCGGAGGCUUCCAGAACUUGCUGUGGACACAGAAUUGAGCCAGCCGGUGUCAGAAGUCGGACCAGGGCCGUCUCAGCAGCAUCUGUCGUGUGUCCCCCCGAGACACCCGCACACGUCUCGGAAGAAACACACGCUCGAGGCCAAGACGGAGGCUCGGGAAGCUCAGCAGGAGUAUCCGGAUUUCUACGACUUCUCCCACACUGCCUGCAGGCCCCCCACCCCCGCCCCCGGCAGGCGCAGCCCUUCCCCUUCCAGAGGCGGAUACCUGGGUCCCGACUUGUACAGCCACAGCAAGGCGUCACCGAACAGCUUGAAGCCAGCCUGCCUGCCCAGCCAGGCGUCUCCGAAGAAGCAGGAGGCUCGGAGAGACUGCCCACGGUCCCCGGAGCGGCACCCGCACCCUUCAAAGAGCGAGCCCAUACACCUCGACGUCUUCGAGCAGCCGCCCCCGCGGGCAGACUUGGCCCCGGCAGCCCCCGAGACCACAGGCAGCGCGGCAGGCACCCUGGCCCACGGCAGGGGCCGAGCAGCAGGAGAAACGGACCUGACAUUCGGGCUGACGCCCAGCCUGCCGCCCCACCCUGCUGCGUGUACCUCCGAGGCGUCUGAAGAGAGAGCCAGCCGAAGACUGGCCGAGCCAGGGGCCCCGGGCCCGGGAGCCUCACGGAGCACACAGGUAGAGAGGGAAGACUCACUCAGCAGAGGGAGGAGAUCCCCCAGCAAGCCCGACUUCCUCUACAAGAAGUCGGCGCUCUGAGAGCCUCCCCGUCGGCCGUGCAUGCCGGGCGGUGACACGUCCCUCCUUGGGAUGCGCCAACGACGCACGGACAGUCUGUCGAUGCCAGCGGAUAACUCGGUUUCACAUCCUUCUGUUCUCUUUUCUGUAUAUACAUGUUGAUUAGACAUGGCAUGCUAAGAGGGUUAUUUUGAAUGCUGCAUCUGUCUAUUUUGUGUUGAACAAUUGUGUGAGGAAACGUUUUUCAGAGCAAGCAAGCUGCCGCCUUUCCCUCCCCCCUUUAUAAAUGAUGGAAUUCUUUUGCACUUGUACAUCUAUUUUAUCUGUAUUAAUUUUAUAUAAGUAUGUUAAACUUUAUUGCCACAUUUAAAGGACUGUAUUUUCAUACUUUUUUGCAUUUUACCUUUCAUCUACCAAUUUUCACUACUGUGCAGUGAAUCGCACAGUCAAGAUGUAUUUUCUUAUGAGAUAUUUCUGUCUUUAUUUUUUAAUUAUAGAAAUUCCAAAGAACAGCACAUCAAAAUGCUCCUCUCUUUUCAGUAACUGUCUUAAGUUCAGAAAUCUUCCUGCUCAGAAGUCUAAUGUCAUUCUUAUUUUUUUAAUUUUCAUCCAAGCGGGGAGCUGGUUCGUACUUCUCCAGCCAGAGUCCCAUCAGAAACCUGACGUGUUCGGGCUCCAUGAAGAACAGGAAGGAGAACAAAUGGCCUUUCACCCCCAGACAAGAGCUGCGGCUUUGCUCACUGCGGGUAC
Sorex fumeus (smoky shrew) is the source of this 4470-nucleotide messenger RNA. It is a transcript of the gene BTBD7, whose product is annotated as BTB domain containing 7. The transcript is spliced from 11 exons. The record is from RefSeq and is a predicted model, not a curated record. Gene Ontology annotation, molecular function: protein binding. The coding region runs from base 349 to 3741 and encodes 1130 amino acids. Lineage: Eukaryota; Metazoa; Chordata; Mammalia; Eulipotyphla; Soricidae. Gene Ontology annotation, biological process: morphogenesis of a branching epithelium; regulation of branching involved in salivary gland morphogenesis.